UCAUACAUUGAUUUCACUUUUAUUUACACUCACAUGACCAAAAUGUUAAAAUUGUGACUGCAAAUUAGUGACUUAUGUUCCUCUUACCAUUUUAGGUUCACCGAUAGCCUGGUUAACAUCACUUUACCAUCAAAACGUUCAUGAAAGAUGUCUUAAACUUCAAUUAGAUUCCCUCCGGAGGUUAAAACCCAACUAUCGGGACAUCAGCAUGAUGCUUUUGAUACCACCCCGCUCCCUCCCUCCCUGCUUGACAAGCAUGCGCAAGAAGAAGUGGGCAGUUUGACUUUCAACUGCGUCUCUCUUUCUCUUCCCCCGAGCGCAUCGAGCGGGUCGCAGCUCCCUUCCGAAAACCUGCAGAGCGGUGCAACUAAACCCCCCCCACACACACGCAACCCUCUACAUGCACUUUUUUCAAAACGCACUGCAGCAGAGAGACGCGGGCGCUUAUUAACACCGGCGACACCAUGCAGCGACAAACCCUCAGUGAUGGCUGUCGUCGUCUCGGCAGAAUCGUCGCCCUUCUCGGUGCGCUUUGUCAUCUCUCCCUGGCCUUUCCCACUCAGUUCCCGUCUGCAAACGACGACGUCCAGACGCCUCUUCGGGUGAACAUUUCCCACCCGGGUGUCCUUUACGCCUCGCUGUGCCGAGCCGUCAUCAUCCCCUGCUCGGCGUCCUCGUCACCUCUCACGCUCCCGAGGGUCAAGUGGACACUGCUGUCCGGCGGUUCUGAGAAGCAAAUCUUGGUGGCGCGUGGCAACAAGGUGAAAAUCAACGAGGCGUACAGAGGCCGCGCCGAUUUGCUCAACUACCGCUCCCGGCGGGAAGAUUUGUCACUGCGACUGCUGGAAACACGCUCCGGUGACUCGGGGCACUAUCGUUGCGAGGUGCAGCAAGGCCUGGAUGACAGCAGCGAUAUCGUCCAACUCAAGGUCAAAGGAGUCGUAUUCCACUAUCGGGACUCCAUGGGUCGAUAUGCUCUCAACUUCAAUCAGGCCAAGAGGGCUUGCGAGACCAUCGGGGCCCAAAUUGCGAAUCCGAUCCAGCUUCGGGCGGCUUAUUAUGAUGGCUAUGAGCAGUGUGACGCAGGCUGGCUAGAAGACCAAACUGUCAGGUACCCGAUCCAAACACCUCGUGAAGCUUGCGAUGGAGACAUGGUCGGAAAACCAGGCGUGAGAAACUACGGGGAGAUGGAUCCACAGGAUAAUUUUGACGUAUAUUGCUACGUGGAACAAAUGCAUGGGGAGGUGUUCCACGACCCCGACCCACAGGAGUUGUCCUAUGAAGGGGCCAAAUCGUACUGCAGGGCCGCGAGAGCUCAGCUGGCCUCAGUUGCGCAGCUUUACUUGGCGUGGAGCGAAGGUCUGGACAACUGCAGCCCCGGCUGGCUUUCUGACGGCAGCGUGCGCUACCCCAUUCGGACCCCCAGGGAGCGCUGUGGAGGCCCCACGGCGGGUGUCAAGACCGUGUAUCGCUUCAGCAACCAAACGGCCUUCCCAGAACCGUCCGAUCUGUACGACGUGUAUUGUUUCAGAGGAACUGGACCUUCACCGACCGACUCCACCACCAUGGACGUCACAAGCACACCCGAGCCCAGCACCCUUGAAGAAGACGUUGUCAUCUUCAUGGACGAAGACAAAGAACUGCCAUUUGGACAAAGUUCGGAACAAAUCGAAAGGGAGGUUCUGAGCGUUUUAGAAACCGUACCCCUUUUCUCAGGCCCUCCCACUAAAGAAAAGACUGUCGAAAAUCAGUUGACAUUUCUGUCCGCCACAUCAGAGCCUCCUUUGACCACCACAGAUGCUCAAGAUCUCCUAAACUCUUUUGACACAACAUCUUCUACCGAAAACAAAUAUGACUCAAGUCUAAAUAAUAAUAUCCAAAGCACGGAAAUGUACGAUUCCCCUCAAAACAUUUCACUCAAAUCUACUUUUUACGACAUCAACGAUUCAUAUCAGAACUUUACUCAGCAGCUAUCGGAAAUAGAAAGCACAACAAAUCUCCACGAGUCCAACACCACCCAUGGCCAGAACUUUUCUGAAAGCACACAGCUUUUCGAGAAAGUCAAAUUUGAAGAUUUGAGCAGAACUGAGAUGUAUGAAGAGGAAACUAAAGAGGAUUUUCUGGAAGCUCCUGUUACUCUGGAAAAAGGAGAACCUGCAACAACGGAACCCCCCGCAGAUCGUUCCUCAUUAUUGAUCCCUCUGAGUGGCUCUGGAGAUUCUUCUCAAGAAAGUCAUCAGGAAGUCACCAUUUUGGCCUCCAUCCCCAAGUCUGAAUCCACCACGCUUCAGACAUCUUCUGCCUCCCCCACCGAAGCUCCUUCACAGUCUUUGACAGCCAUUCAAGAUAAUCUCUCGACAGCUUCGCACUUGUGGGCGUCUGUUUCCGUCCAGGAGGGAAGCACCAGUUUGGAAAUUGAAGAUAGCGAAGAAGCACAGCUGCUUCCAACCAUGUCCACCACUUUUAGGGUAAGCCCGUCCACCACCGAAGCUCCUGAGAUGUCCUCCGAGGUGUCUACAGACUCUGUGACCUCAACGGAUCAACCAUCAGGUAAUACCUUUGACAGCUCCACGGUGAGCUAUGAGGAAGCAAGCGGACUCGAAGUCCAUUUAGCUCCAGGGCUCACUGCUUUCAACAAAACCACCAGCACCACGCAGAAGAUCGAUGAAGAUACCAUGGCAGAUAAAAUCAAUGCUUCCAAAGGUUUUGCGUGGAAUUAUUCACAAAAUGGAAACAUCACAACAUCUGAGCAGGAAAUGAACGAUACGAUUAUGGAGAUAGGAGAAGCUAGCAUACCACCCACAAUGGAAGAAGUCACAGAAGAAGAGGAGGCUUCGUCAGUCACAACAAUAAUCGAAUCUACACGUCCACCCACAUUCGAAGCUCAAGCCACGUCAACCCCAAAACAUGAAAAUAAAUAUGCGCUAAUAAUCACAAAUGAAACCAAAACACAAAUGUUCGAAGAAUCCGAAACAUCACAAAGCUCUGAAGAAGGAUCUGCACUUGCACCAAUAUUUCAAGAACAUACGCAAAGCCCAACAGUUAAAACUCAUGUUAGCCCAACAAUUAAAGAUACCAAAGAAACAGAAACCCCAAAAAGCCCACCAACAUCAACGCUGAACCCCGAAGAAUCCUCCGAUGUUACAAUCAGCCCAAAUUAUGACAGUGAGACCAUCACACCAACGAGGGAGUUUGAAAACCAUGUCAUCUCCAUCAUUGGAGAAAAUUCUUCUCCAUUCCACCAGAACAAACUCUUCGAUGCGGAAACUCACCAAACUACCACAACGCUUGACGGCAGCACUUCCACCGGCGAGCCGUUCGAAGAGGAGAUCACCGUCUUCCCGUACAAUUCCGGAGCGGCCAACUGGGCUCUCCUGACCACCACCACCAGGCCUCAAGAAUCCAUGAAGGACUUGGAAAUCAGCACUUCCGUCUCUUCCACCGUGAAGACAACCACAUGGCGGUCAAAGCACACCUGGAGUCCGCCCACUACGACCUCUCCCGACGUUCUCCGCCUAACAUCUGAAUCCUGGAGAUCGACGACGACCCACCAACCGGACCCCACCCAGGUUCCCAGCGGCCGCGUUUUGCCCAACGAGAGGGCGGCGGCGGGCGGUAAAGUUAAAAUCGCAGAUGCUUGCUUUAAUGACCCAUGCCUCAACGGAGGAACCUGCACGGAUCGAGAAGGUCAUAUUCAGUGUCUUUGCUUGCCCACCUACAGUGGUGACCUCUGUGACCUGGAACUGGAACGCUGCGAGCCGGGCUGGGACAAAUUCCACGGCUUCUGCUACCGACACUUCAGCCAACGUCAGAGCUGGGAAGUGGCCGAGCAGCACUGCCGCAUGCAAGGCGCCCACCUGGCUUCCAUCAUGACACCCGAGGAGCAGAACUACAUCAACACAAACUACAAAGAAUACCAGUGGACCGGCUUGAACGAUAAAACCAUCGAGAAUGAUUUUAGGUGGUCCGACGGCAACCCGUUGUUGUACGAGAACUGGUACCGAGGUCAGCCGGAUAGCUACUUCCUGUCCGGCGAGGACUGCGUGGUGAUGGUGUGGCACGACGACGGCCGCUGGAGCGACGUUCCUUGCAACUACCAUCUGGCCUACACUUGCAAGAAAAGCACAUCAUCAUGCGGCCCGCCGCCUAAGGUCCGUAACGCCUCCAUCUUCGGGAAACCUCGUCAGCGUUACGAGACAGACGCCGUGGUACGUUAUUAUUGUUCUCGAGGGUUCCAACAAAGAUUCAAUCCGCUGAUCCGCUGUCAAUCCGGGGGGAGCUGGGAGAGGCCUCAAUUCCAGUGCAUCCCGGAGAAUGGCGCUGUAAACCCUGACGCUGAAAUGACGUCAUCGACGGAUAGCAAUCUGGCCGCAUUUCAAGAUGUUUCUGAAACCACCACAGAGCCGCCACUUUAUUGGGAUAUCAAGUUUUGAAAACAUUUGCACACUUUUCUUGCCAUAUACACUACAUUCUGCUGUUCUCUCUUGACAAGGUGAAAAAAUGUGCUUUUACCGAUUUUUUACACACGUGGCAAACCGUCUUUAGUUAGACACACUGCAGAAUGGUGCUAAUACGUCAAUAUUACAUACACAAUGCGCUCAUGUUUUCAUAUUAAAAGUGUCAAGUAACAUUCCUGCUUUUUCAAAACUAUCCUGUGCACGUUUUUGGGAGACGCAGUUUUGUUCAUCAGCUUUAUGUUGUAAUAAAGUUUUGUAGAACAGAGCAAAGAAUAAAUCGUUCACAUAUUCCA
This is a messenger RNA of Syngnathus acus (greater pipefish), 4750 nucleotides long. RefSeq names its product brevican core protein-like. The transcript is spliced from 16 exons. Gene Ontology annotation, molecular function: hyaluronic acid binding. NCBI's taxonomy places the organism in Eukaryota, Metazoa, Chordata, Actinopteri, Syngnathiformes, Syngnathidae. The coding region runs from base 465 to 4433 and encodes 1322 amino acids. Gene Ontology annotation, biological process: cell adhesion. The record is from RefSeq and is a predicted model, not a curated record.